AUGUUUUUCAUCUUUUUCCUGGUAACCGCAGUUAUUCUAUUUGGUGUUCUUAUUGCAACUGCUUAUUUAACAUUUCUUGUACGACAUUCGAAUCAUUCCAACAAGAACAAAGAGAAAAAACAUGAGGUAAAAGGGGUUUUUUUGAGGUUUCAACGAAAAAUCUUAUUUUUCAGGUAAAAACUUUGGCAGUUCUUGGAUCUGGAGGGCAUACAACAGAAAUGCUCGGAUUGAUUAAAGAGUUAGGCUCAAAAUAUAAAAAUCGUGUGUAUAUAAUUGCGGAAACGGAUAAAAUGAGCGAGGAAAAGGCUCGAAGUUUGGAUGGGGAAUUUUUUGAAAUUCGAAAAAAUUCCAAGAAGUCGAGAAGUUGGUCAAUCAUACAUUUCAUCAAUUUUCUCAACAAUUUAUGCAACAUAUUUUGCAUUCGAAGUUGUCUACAGAAAUCGGUGAGUUUUUCAAAAAUUUUACUGAAAUUAAAGAAUUUUGCAGACCAGAUCUAGUUCUUCUCAAUGGUCCAGGAACUUGUAUUCCAAUCGCAUUCGCUGCCGCAUUUUUUGAUUUGAUUCGCAUUUCCGACACAACAAUCAUUUAUGAAGAAUCGAUUUGUCGAGUCAACAAACUUUCAAUGUCCGGAGCAAUUUUGUAUUAUUCGGGACUGAUUGAUGAUGUUUUGGUGCAAUGGCCUGGUUUAAAAGCUAAAUAUCCAAGAUGUACAUAUAUUGGAGAUUUGAAAACUUGUGAAUAA
Molecule: messenger RNA, 742 nt
Organism: Caenorhabditis angaria
Lineage: Eukaryota; Metazoa; Nematoda; Chromadorea; Rhabditida; Rhabditidae
Source: the annotation of a GenBank genome assembly